UUCGGCUGUCGUCACCGUGUUGUUGCGGAAGUGCCGGGUAACGCUGUGUAGGUAAUUCUCUGACUGUUGGAUUCAUUCUUCAGAGCAGAUAUUUCUCACUGGUUUUGUGUUGUAGCGCCAUCGUUUACGUGAAAAACGUGAGUUAUGGCAGCUCUAAAAUACGCAGGUAUGGACGAUACAGAUAGUGACGAUGAGUUACCUCCCGGAUGGGAAGAGAGAUCUACGAAAGAUGGUUGGGUCUACUAUGCAAACCAUGAUGAGAUGAAGACACAGUGGGAACACCCCAAAACUGGAAAGAAAAAACGUUGUGCUGGAGAUUUACCGUAUGGUUGGGAGCAAGAAACUGAUGAAAAAGGACAGAUCAUUUAUGUUGAUCACAUUAACAAGCGGACCACAUAUUUUGACCCGCGGCAGGCUUUUACAGUAGAGGAUGUGGUGGUGAAGCCAAAACGAUAUGAUGGAAAUACUGCUGCACUAGAGAUCCUGCAGGGUCGUGACCUCUCUGACAAGGUUGUCCUCAUUACUGGAGGCAACUGUGGCAUUGGCUUUGAGACAGCCAAGUCUUUUGCUCUUCAUGGUGCCCAUGUGAUCCUGGCAUGUCGAAACCUGUUCCGGGCCAGCAAGGCAGUUAGCCUCAUACAGCAGGAGUGGCACAAAGCAAGAGUAGAAGCCAUGAUGUGCAACCUGGCUUCUCUCUGCAGUGUCAGGGAGUUUGCUGAGUCUUUCAAGGCCAAGAAACUGCCCCUGCACAUUCUGGUGUGUAAUGCAGCAGUGUGCACUCAGCCCUGGAGCUUGACAGAGGAUGGCCUGGAGUCCACCUUCCAGAUCUGCCAUCUAGGUCACUUCCUGCUAGUCCAGUGCCUACAGGAUGUGCUGCGUCGCUCGGCCCCCGCCCGUGUUGUGGUGGUAUCCUCUGAGUCCCACAGGUUCACAGAUCUGUUAGACUCCUGUGGCAAGGUGGACUUAUCCCUGCUGUCCCCGCCAAAGAAGGAGUACUGGUCCAUGCUGGCUUACAAUCGUGCCAAACUCUGCAACAUCCUCUUCAGCAAUGAGCUCCACCGCCGCCUCUCACCUCACGGUGUCACCUCCAACGCAGUGCACCCUGGGAACAUGAUGUACACCUCCAUUCACCGGAGCUGGUGGCUGAUGACCUUUCUCUUCACACUGGUCAGACCUUUCACCAAGUCUAUGGUGGGAGAUGAAAGGAGAACAGCAGUCAGGGACCUGGUUGGCCUGACAGACCGGAUUAGAGUCGCUGAUCCUGGAGAAAGAGCAACAAGGGGCGGCCACCACGGUGUACUGUGCCAUAGCUCCGGAGCUGGAGGGGUUAGGCGGCAUGUACUUCAACAACUGCUUCCGCUGCCUGCCGUCCGUUCAGGCCCAGGACCAGAGCAGCGCCGCCAGCCUGUGGGAGCUGAGCGAGCGUCUAGUUGCAGAGAGGUCUGCAGGCAUACAGGCUCUCUGAUGGACAGAGGAGGAGAAGGAGGGAGACUAGCCAAACAGGAAUCAAAGAGGAUGGGUCACGGUGAUGUCCAUUUAGGUUUGAACUGAAUAAAAGGUAACUGUACUCUGACUGUACAAUACAAGAGAGCUGCCAAACCACGGAAGUCCAUCUGGAUAUGUCACGUCACUACGGGGACUAAAACACACUACAUAUACAGUACGGGGGGGGUUUCAUAUACACUCUAUUAAAUAAAUGAAAGUUUGAGUUGUGUGCAGCUCUGCUGUGGUAGUUUACAGUGGGAGGUGGGGGACGGGAGAAGAUUUGGGACGAAUUCAGGAAUCUCUUAAAGUUUGUUCUUUCUCUGUUUGUCUCAGUAGCUUUUCAUAACUCUCUCAAUCUUUUCCUUUUCCUUUUCUAUUUAAAACAGCAAAGUUCAAAAAAGCAAAUGGUUACUUAAUAAGCAUACACUCAAUGGCAUAUGCAUCAGGUUCCAGCAAUAGUGUCACUAUAUGGCAAAUAUUGUGUCUUCCUGAUUAAUGUCAGUAUAUUCAGUAUCCUUUUGUCUAGUUCUACGUAGAUGUUGAUGUUUCCUAUUGAGAUACAGAGAGUGUUGGUUAAUCUUUGUGCUAAAUCUUUUUGGGCAUAGGAGAAAUAAGGAGUAAUGGGCAUGUGACACUCAUGGAUAUAUAAACACACUAGAGGUAUGAUUAUUAUGGCUAUAUACAUAAUUCUGCAAUAAUUGUAUUUCUUAUCAGUGUCCCUAUUAGUUUUCUGUACAAUAUUUACAAUAUCCUGAUUUCUGGGCAUGUGCUAAAGGGGUGUGGACAUCAUAUUUUUUUCUGUUUGCUAUUUGACUCAACCUACGUAUUAAUAAUCUAAACUCUAAAGUCUAAAUUACAAUUUGGAGGUAUUGAUGGAGGGAUGAUCCUUGUCCAUUUGAAUAGCAAAUACAGAUGGUGGAGAAUCUUAUUUCCAGAGUCCAGGAUCUUUAAUUUUUGUGUUUCUUCCCUUGUUGUUGAAGUAGAAGAAUGAGAGUGAUUUCAGUCUCCUGUUAUUAUUUUAUUAUUGUUCUUUUAAUAUUUAACUCUGGCUUUGGGCUUGCUCUGGAUUGGUUGCCCUGAAGCCACUGUUGGGACGCUUUUGAGACAUUGUGCUUUAUGGCAGUCUGGGUGCCGUAGGUUGCUCUUGAAACAUCAGCAUUCCUGUGUCAUGAUAUCUGUAAAAAACAAAAACAAAUGGGAGAGAACAUUUAAUAAAAAUCUGUUUUACAGAAA
Molecule: messenger RNA, 2718 nt
Organism: Siniperca chuatsi (mandarin fish)
Lineage: Eukaryota; Metazoa; Chordata; Actinopteri; Centrarchiformes; Sinipercidae
Gene: wwox
Product: WW domain containing oxidoreductase
Exons: 10
Coding region: 145-1551 (468 amino acids)
Molecular function (GO): protein binding
Source: RefSeq, a predicted model, not a curated record